Messenger RNA from Thalassophryne amazonica, 1672 nucleotides. RefSeq lists its product as uncharacterized. The coding region runs from base 34 to 1257 and encodes 407 amino acids. Gene Ontology annotation, molecular function: protein binding. The record is from RefSeq and is a predicted model, not a curated record. The transcript is spliced from 5 exons. NCBI's taxonomy places the organism in Eukaryota, Metazoa, Chordata, Actinopteri, Batrachoidiformes, Batrachoididae.
CUCAAGAAUCCCAGCACUCCUGCACACCUCACCAUGUAUCUGCACAGAACAUAUAGGAUGACAGGGAUUAUUGUCUUUGUUUUACUCCUUCGGUUUUCUCUUUCCAGGACGGACGAACACAUUAAUGGGCUGUACACCCUGAUAGAAAAGGGUCAGGGCAGCUUUGUGGACUCAGCCCAAAACAACCAGAGCAGGCUGCUGGUCAAAGAGUCCUCUCUGCCCAUCAAUGAGCUUCUGGAGAAGAGCAGCAGGACUGCUGAGUCCAAAUUCAGCCUCCACCCUCUGCCCUCUGCUGUGUGGCCUAAGCACGGCGACCUGGUCCCGAUCCCGCGCCACCAAAGCCCCCACAACAAGAGCAAGAAGGCUCCAAAGAGUGAUCGUCUGACGGAGCACAACAGUGAAAAAACCAGAGGUGAAGGUAUCAGUCUGCUUCCCAAAACCUCUGUUACAGGAGCUACAGCUGCUGCCACCAACAACCGCACGCUGCAGAAGACCAGCCUGGACUCCAACAUCAGCCCCCCUCAGCAGAGUGACACAGAGGGCCACCCCAACACCAAAGCCAGGGGUCAACCUCACCCACCUCCAGCUCAGCCACACCCACACCACCCGGCCCCUUCCCCACGCAGAGAUGCCUCCACCCGCCGGAUGGACGCGGAGGAGAACCGCCCGGGGAAGUCCAGUCUCUAUCAGUCAGGUGUCAGUGGAAUGUUUCGGAACAACAGCCACACAUCUGUCAUCUUCAACCGACGCUCCUCCAGCCUUCUUUAUCAGUUUGACAUCCUGAAGCGAGAGUCGGACUUCACACAUGAUGCUUUCUGCAUGAGUGAGUGCAGGAAGGAAAAGGAAGAAAGAGAGUAUUUCUGUUACAGCGAGUUUGCUGUCAAUGGCAUUGUGCAUGACAUCGAUGUGCUGCGGAAAGGAAUACGCCUCAUUACAUUGAUGGUGAGCAGCGACGGCUUCUACAAGAUGAGUCGUCUCUACGUGAUUCCCGACAGCUUCUUCUUCAAAGUUCGCCUGCUGGUUCUCGACACCUACAGGUGCAGCAAACCCUGCCCAGAUCUCAAACUUGGAACCAGAUACAUCAUAAUGGGCCAGAUCUACCACCGGAGGCGCCACCUUCCCAGUGACCUGCUGAACCUACUGGGCGGCAAACUCAAACCCGGGGACGGACUUCUGCGAAGCAACAACUACGUCAAGAGGUUCAACAAACGGAGGCAUCAGAAAGCCCUCGAGGCCUCCAGCUCCAGGUGUAGGUGAACCAAAGACUAAUUUAGCACCCCUUGCUGCAGGGAUAGAGACAUUGCAGUGUGCCUGAACUGAUCAUGUGACCCCUCAGUUCUGGGUCAGAAAGAAGGGAUUUUUUUUGUAAGGAAUGUUGACUGCUAUGAUGUCAUAAUCAUCUGGUAAACCACCAAAAUAAUGGUCUUGUGCUCACUUUGAUAGAAGACUGAAGGAGUUUUAAUUCCAUUUUCUAAUAGUUGGGGCAUAAAACAAGGUUCCUCCCUUGGCCAUGUUUUUUUUUUAAUGGAAAAGUCCUGAUAAAUUCAUGUCUGAUGCACUACCGUUCAAAAGUUUGGAAACAGGGGAUUGAAUGUAUUUUGAUUCUAAAUUAAAGUUCACACUGAAAUGUUUUCUUAAUGAAUGUUUGUAAAUGAAUAAACACAUAUAUUAA